GUAUGGAUUUAACUUGAAUAUAACGAAAUUAUUUUAGUGAUUUAAUGUGAAAUUACCCAAAACGUAUUUCCAUGAACUAAACCAAUCAAAUCGGUUCACUAAAUCGAACUGAACCAAGUUGGAGUAAAUUCCACGGGAACCUGAAGAUUUCGACGACGGAGCACGGAGCGUGGCAGCACGAAUCCGAAAUCCGAGGUGGGCGAUGAUGGAGCUCGGUGGCUGUGGUGACGGCGGAGAUGGGUUGCAGCUCUAGGAAGAAGAUAAGAAGACUGAAAAAUGAAAGCAAAAUCCACGUUGCGGCAAUCAGUAGACUUGCUCUGCUCUCGUAGCACUGCCACCUCUGAGGCAUACACCCAAUUGGUCCUUGAAUGUGUUCGUACAAAUGAAAUCAACCAAGCUAAGAGACUCCAAUCUCACAUGGAGCACCAUCUUUUCCAACCCACCGACCCUUUCCUCCACAAUCAGCUACUUCAUUUGUAUGCAAAAUUUGGAAAGCUUCGAGAUGCCCAAAACUUGUUUGAUAAAAUGCUUAAAAGGGAUACUUUUUCCUGGAAUGCUCUGCUUUCUGCGUAUGCUAAAUCAGGUUCUAUCCAGAAUUUGAAGGCCACAUUUGAUCGAAUGCCUUUUCGGGAUUCAGUUUCGUACAAUACAACCAUUGCAGGUUUUUCUGGAAAUAGUUGUCCACAAGAGUCGCUUCAGCUUUUCAAAAGAAUGCAAAGGGAAGGUUUUGAGCCUACGGAGUAUACGAUUGUAAGUAUAUUGAAUGCAUCGGCACAAUUGUUGGACCUGAGGUAUGGGAAACAGAUUCAUGGGAGCAUUAUUGUGCGUAACUUUUUGGGGAAUGUGUUUAUUUGGAAUACUUUAACAGAUAUGUAUGCCAAAUGUGGUGAGAUUGAGCAGGCAAGGUGGUUGUUUGAUUGUCUUACUAAAAAGAAUUUGGUUUCUUGGAACUUAAUGAUAUCUGGGUAUGCAAAGAAUGGACAGCCCGAAAAGUGUAUUGGUUUGUUACAUCAAAUGCGGUUGUCUGGACAUAUGCCUAAUCAAGUUACCAUGUCAACUAUAAUUGCAGCUUACUGUCAAUGCGGACGCGUAGAUGAAGCAAGAAGGGUGUUUAGUGAGUUUAAAGAGAAGGAUAUUGUUUGCUGGACAGCCAUGCUGGUGGGUUAUGCAAAAAAUGGCAGAGAAGAGGAUGCACUAUUGUUGUUUAAUGAAAUGCUAUUAGAACAUAUUGAACCUGACAGCUACACUUUAUCAAGUGUUGUCAGUUCUUGUGCCAAAUUGGCAUCUCUACAUCAUGGUCAGGCAGUCCACGGAAAAUCAAUUCUUGCUGGUCUUAACAAUAAUUUGCUCGUCUCUAGCGCACUAAUUGAUAUGUAUUCUAAAUGUGGUUUCAUUGAUGAUGCCAGGUCAGUCUUCAACCUGAUGCCAACUAGGAAUGUGGUUUCAUGGAAUGCUAUGAUUGUUGGUUGUGCACAAAAUGGACACGAUAAAGAUGCCCUUGAACUCUUUGAAAAUAUGUUACAACAGAAAUUUAAACCUGACAAUGUAACUUUUAUCGGAAUUUUAUCUGCUUGUCUCCAUUGUAAUUGGAUUGAGCAAGGGCAGGAGUACUUUGAUUCUAUAAGCAACCAGCAUGGACUGACACCUACUUUGGAUCAUUAUGCAUGCAUGGUCAAUCUCCUAGGACGUACAGGCCGCAUAGAACAAGCAGUUAGUCUAAUAAAAAAUAUGGCCCAUGAACCAGAUUUCCUCAUUUGGUCCACACUUCUAUCCAUUUGCUCAACAAAGGGUGAUAUCGUAAAUGCUGAAAUGGCAGCUAGGCAUCUCUUUGAAUUGGAUCCUACGAGUGCCGUACCAUAUAUUAUGCUCUCAAAUAUGUAUGCUUCUAUGGGUAGAUGGAAAUAUGUAGCAUCAGUUAGGAAUCUCAUGAAAAGCAAGAAUGUGAAGAAGUUUGCUGGUUUUAGUUGGAUUGAAAUUGAUAAAGAGGUGCACAGAUUCACAUCUGAAGAUCGGACUCAUCCAGAAUCAGAAAAUAUAUAUGAGGAACUGAACAUAUUGAUAGGGAAACUUCAAGAAGAAGGAUUUACCCCUAAUACAAAACUGGUUUUGCAUGAUGUUGGAGAGGACGAAAAGUUCAAAUCCAUAUGUUUUCACAGUGAGAAACUUGCCCUUGCCUUUGGUUUGAUUAAGAAACCUAAUGGAAUUAGUCCAAUAAGGAUCAUAAAGAAUAUUCGAAUUUGCAACGAUUGCCAUGAAUUUAUGAAGUUUGCAUCUAGGAUUAUUGGAAGGCAAAUCAUAUUGAGAGAUUCAAAUAGAUUUCAUCAUUUUUCAACUGGGAAGUGCUCCUGCAACGACAAUUGGUAAAGAAUUUGCUGGCGUUGAUUGGGGGAAGUCACGAGGUACAAUGUGAGAAAACAAUGAUGCGAGGAUACUGGGACUAUAACAAAGAAGAGAAGUAGAGGGUUCAAGGUGAAGGGAUUGGUUCCUGAAUUUUUCAAAAGGGAAAAUGUUUCUGACAUUUAAGUCUUCAAGUCCCUCGAAAUUCAGAAAUAGGAAAUUGAUGUUCUUCAUUGCACAAUACUCCAUCUUAUACAAAAAAAAUGUAUAACAUCAAUUUUUAAACUCUCCAACUCCAAGGUUGGGAGUGGAGCGUUGCUGAAAAAUUCAAUAAGCGUCUGCACCUCGAAUGUCUGUCAAGGAAAUCAUAUGUAGCAUUCAUUUAAAAAGUCUUCAAACAAAUAAUGGUAGACGUUGACUCCUAAAUCAAAACAUAAAAUAUUUAGAA
Cucumis melo (muskmelon) is the source of this 2785-nucleotide messenger RNA. Its product is annotated as putative pentatricopeptide repeat-containing protein At1g68930. The coding region runs from base 277 to 2364 and encodes 695 amino acids. The record is from RefSeq and is a predicted model, not a curated record. The transcript is spliced from 2 exons. Gene Ontology annotation, molecular function: zinc ion binding; RNA binding; protein binding. Gene Ontology annotation, biological process: RNA modification. NCBI's taxonomy places the organism in Eukaryota, Viridiplantae, Streptophyta, Magnoliopsida, Cucurbitales, Cucurbitaceae.